Corylus avellana is the source of this 2955-nucleotide messenger RNA. RefSeq names its product DNA binding protein. The record is from RefSeq and is a predicted model, not a curated record. NCBI's taxonomy places the organism in Eukaryota, Viridiplantae, Streptophyta, Magnoliopsida, Fagales, Betulaceae.
AUCAUUUCCCUUUUCUUUUCUUUUUUUUUCUUUUUUCUUUUUCAGUUGAAAUCCAAUCUGAGCUUCAGGUUGAUUAUGUUUGUUGCUUUUGGUUGUUGGGUUUUGUAUCUUUUGCCUCCUUUUAUUGUGGAUUAUAUACAUGGGUGUGGUCGUUACACUGUUUUUGAGUCUAUUCCUGUUAGGAACUGAACCUCUCACUCUCACUCUCAUUCUCACUCUCACUCUGUAGCUCGGUGAUUGUGCUAAAUUCUGUCAUCAUUUCAUAAAAAAAUGUAUACGCCACGUAAAGUUGAAUUUAAGCAUUAGAAUCAUUGGAUUGUUGGGUUUUCUUUUAUAACUGCCUGUUUUGUGUUGUUGGGUCAUGAAUGGGUCUGUUCAUUUUUACAUUUUUGUUCUGGGUCAUGUCUUGUAUGGGGUUCGACCACUAUAUGUGACUUCGACUGUCAAUUCCACAAAUUUUGGCCCUUCUUGACGAUAAUUUAUUAGGAAUUUUUGUUGUGUUGAUUCUUUCUCCUUAUUUUUUUGUGGGAUGUUGGAUUUUUGUUUGGAAGAAAUAACUUAUAAUAGUUGGAGUUAAUGUUUGAGUACUUUCAAUUAAAUUUCUGAUAACAUUUUGGUAAUGGAGAGAGAGCUAGCAUUUUGAAAUUUUCGACAUCUCAGUUUUUGGGCAAUGAAAACUAAUUAUGUCUUCAACAGUUUUGUUUGUUUAACAUUCGAUAAAAUUCUUGGGAUAAACCAAAACAUAGAGUUAAAGUCCAGUCUCAAACUAUAAAUCUGAUGGGAUAUGUAUAUCCCUGGCUAAUGUAGGACCAUGUACUGUGAGAGGAUAACUUUUGUCUUCAACCAUUUUCUUCUAAGAUUUGUGACUUCCCAUAAUCCUCAGACUCCUCCCUUUCUGCAUGCUCCAGAAAGAAAAUGGAGUGUUCUUUGCUGAGAUAAUAUCACUCUGAUAACUACACUAUAAAGAUAACCAAGUAAUAUUUAAGAAUAUACUGGAACAUAACACCUGCAUUACGUAAAGAUCACUCUCCGGAGAGGAGAUGAGCCAACAUAGAACAUAAAUUGAUUGCCGCUUGAAAAGGUGAUAACAGGUAGAAUUUUUCCUAGAUUGUUAUUAUUAUUAUUUUUUGGGGUAUUCAAGCAUCUCAAUACCUAUAUUGGAACCUGUAGAAUAUCAACUCCCUUGUCUUGGUCUCCUAGCAUGAUUGCCAGACUGGUCUACAAGGAGGCCUUCUAAACCUGCACCAUAAAUUUUUACAGAUCUUUGCGAUCUAAAGGUGGUGAGCUUCUAAACAUCAUGAAUGCUGUGAAGGGUGGCUGGGUUGGGCAGACAUUUGCCCUAGCUAGAGGGAAUGGGCCUGAAGGGAGGAAGUCUCGGAUUCGGCGUUCAAAGGAGGAGAGGAAGGCAUUGGUUGAAUCCUUUAUAAAGAAGUAUCAAAAGUCAAACAAGGGAAAUUUCCCAUCACUUAAUCUCACGCACAAGGAAGUUGGCGGGUCUUUCUACACUGUACGAGAGAUUGUUCGUGAUAUAAUCCAGGAAAAUAGAGUGCUGGGUCCUGCUAAGUUGAGUCCAGAGGAACAGAGUAGUUAUCAGCUCUUGGAACAAGAUCCACUGUAUUCAAUUGCCACAGAUCCUCAAACUCUGUUGUUAAUGUCCAAUGAAACUCAUCUUGUAUCCAAUCAUCAUCAAGAUACAAGUGAAGAACAGAUCUUAUGUUCUGAUGAGAAUGAUACUGGACAUGACAUUCAGACAUCUGAUAAUGGGCGAAUCAUAAAUGGAAGUCAGGUAGAUGUGAAAAACAGGUCUGAUGGACCAACUUGUGUAGAGUUGCAGGUAAGUGAACCUUCAGAAUCUGACAAACAUCUUGAGGAAGAAUGGGCAGCAUCAAUGACCAAAAUAACACCUGCAACAGCAGAGGAAGAGCAAGUCUUAGUUUCUGAUGGGCAUUGCACUGUACCAGAACAUCAGAUACUUGACAAUGGGCAAACCGUCCAUGGAAGUCAGCUAGACAUUGAAAACAAAAACUCCAUUCAACUGAGAUGUACUGAGAACCAUGAAGCUGAACCUUCAGAAAAAGAGAGGAAUAUUGAAGAAACACUGGCAGCAUCUGAGGCUAAAGUAAAUCCUACAGAUGUAAUAGUAGAGGUGUUCCCAUUACAGCCUGUUACUAAGACCACUGAUAGCGUGGAAGGGAUUUUAGAAGAACCAAGAGAUUUAGAUAAUUGUUUAGAAGAAAAAGAGAUUGAAAAGGUUGAGUGUGAACCAGGCAGUGGUAGCUUUCUAUCUGAUGGAAUGAAUUCCUCAAAAAAUUCUAAUUUGGGGGAUGAUAAAUCAGUGGCAAACCUUUCAGGUCCAGUGGACAAGGAAGUAGUAGAAGACCUUGCAGAGCCAUCAUUGGAAAGCUUAAAUGGCUCAACGCCUGGAGAAGGUAUUAAGCAUGAUAGUCAGAGCAUCAGAGUUCUUGAAGCUAAAGUAUCUUGUGAUGAUGUUGGAACACCCGAAAUGUUUGAGAAAAGCCAGGAACCUACUGUACCUAAGGCUGUAAGUGCGCCUAGUGGCAUCCAUACCAAUAUUCCCAAUGGUGUUUAUACCGGCAGUAGUAGUGUGGAGGCAAAUACCUCCCAGACAAUUGUGAACCAACCUAAAGCUGAUCUUCAAUUCAGUGGCGACUCCCAGAAAGGAACCAAACCAACUUUAGAUAGAAUAAAUCUUGAAUCUUGGGAAGGGACAACUAGAAGAUCUGCAAAACCAGAAACAGAAACUAAUCCAAUUUUGGCCACUUUUAAAGCAUUUAUAGCUGCCUUUAUUAAAUUUUGGUCUGAAUAAACGCUUGUAGACUGUAGUUGCAUGUUUUGAUCGUGGAUGUAGUCUUAUGUAGAGCUAUAUGCCUGCUAGAUAGUGCUUGUUGUCACUUGGGUGAUUCUUAUAUUAAAUUGUGUGGUCGUUUUCUUUUA